Molecule: messenger RNA, 258 nt
Organism: Gregarina niphandrodes
Lineage: Eukaryota; Apicomplexa; Conoidasida; Eugregarinorida; Gregarinidae
Exons: 2
Coding region: 1-258 (85 amino acids)
Source: RefSeq, a predicted model, not a curated record
AUGGAUGGCGACCAGUUCAGCCAAUGGCUGUCUACUCUUAAACCUGAAAUCAACUAUACACGAGAUACUGAGAAAAACAAGAAGCAUGCGGACUAUGCGGAAACCUUGAUAUCACAAUACACCGAAAUGAUGCCCAUAGAUUUCUUGCGGUUUCUAAAAUCUACCGAUACACUGAAACAGACGAAUCAUGUCUUGUCCCAGCAUCACAGUAUCUCAUCCAAACAACGCAGGAGCAGAAUAACCAAGUCGAUUAACUAG